Molecule: messenger RNA, 596 nt
Organism: Seminavis robusta
Lineage: Eukaryota; Bacillariophyta; Bacillariophyceae; Naviculales; Naviculaceae
Source: the annotation of a GenBank genome assembly
CCAAGUCAAGUCAUAUUUCUCCUCAACUUCACUCCAACAACAAAAACUCCCCAAGAUGAUGCGCAUUUCGUUCCUCUCCAUGCUCCUUGCAGUCUUGAUUGUCAUGGCAUCUGCUUCCCACCACGAUGAAGCCGGUCGUGCGCUUCGUACCCCUGCUUCCCACCAGCACAAGAACAAGCAUGAGACUCGCAAACUUGAUGAAAGUGGAGACAGUGGAGACAGUGGAGAUAGUGGAGACGGUGAAGGUGAAAGUGGUGACGAUGCUGAUGAUACUGAUGAUGAGGACUGCUAUGAUGCGUGCUGGGGUGAUGCUACUGACGAAGACAUCGAUGCCUGGACUGAGGACCAAUGGGUUGAAUGGGAGACAUGUACUGAUGCAGCCUGUGAUUGCGCCGAUGACGAAUGCGCAGCUGAUCCGGAUUGUGUGGAGGCUGCCUCCUGUGCAUAGAUGAAUCCAUGUAGACGAACAAAGGAAGGAAGGAAGGAAGGAAAGAGGAGAAUCAAGAAUAUGGGCAUCAAGCAAGAUGCAAGGACGGUUUGCUAGUUUGCUGGCGAGUUGCUCCACAUUUUUUAAAUGCCUGCACAACUGCAUGGCU